CCAGUGAUUUAGUACGGCUGGAAUGAGCAGCAGAGCCAAACGGAGCGGGACCCGCCGGUGACAGAUAGGCGAAAACGUCUCGGAUAAUGGACGAUUUGCGCAUUUUCGAUUCCGGGUUGAAUGAGGACGACAGUAAAAUGGAGGGUAAAUUAAUAAGCAAUAUCGAAAUGAACGGGAACGAGUACAUGAAGGCGAACGGUAAGGACGACAGCGUCCGAAGCCUGGAGAGGAGGCUGAGCAAGCUCUGCUCCAGAGAGAAAAGGGUCAGCUUCAAGACUGACCAGGGCGAGGACACGCAGAAGCUGUUGGACAAGGGACGCUACGAGCAGGAGCUGCAGAAGCUCUACGGGGAGUUCGUUGAGAAGAGGGCGAAACGGGAAGUGGCAGGGACACCGGAGGAGGGGCCGAAGCGGGCCCACGUUUGUAACAGUUUGUUCGGCACCUGCGGCGCUGCGCCCGUCUCACUCAGCGACAUCCUCGCUGACGACAUGGGAAACGGCGCCCCUUCGAAACAUUCCGAGAUCCUCGCCCUCAAAAAGGAGCUGAGGAAGAAGGAUCAGAUGCUACUCUCACUCCAGAGGGAAAUUCAUAAACUCAGGAGUGUUUUACAUCAGUCGGUCAAUUGCAAUAAGGAUGAAUUUCUCAGGACGCUGCAUCAAGUGCAAGGGAUGGCCGGACAAACACAGACCAACAAGAAACAGGGUGUGUCUGCUGAGAGUUCAGGAACUGACCAGACCUCCGGAAAUAUCCAGUUGAUUCAGCACGACAAGGAUUUUAAGUCUAAACAACUGAUCAAAAGUGCCUUACUUGAGAAUGAUUUUCUCAAAAAUCUCGAACCUGGACAGAUGAGGGAUAUCGUUGACUGUAUGUACUCGAGGGUGUGUAUAAAAGGGAGUUUUUUGAUCAAAGAAGGGGAAGCUGGAAGUCAUUUGUACGUAUCUGCCUCUGGACAGUUUGAAGUGAUAAAAGAAGGUGCUGUGCUAGGAACAUUAGGACCAGGAAAAGCUUUUGGCGAAUUAGCUAUUUUAUACAAUUGCACUAGGACUGCUUCGAUAAGAGUGGUCGAAAAUGCGGAAGUUUGGGUUUUGGACAGAAGAGUGUUCAAAAAUAUUAUGCUCAGAUCUGGUCUUCAGAGAUUGGAAGACAGUAUUUCUUUUCUUCAAAGUGUGCCUUUAUUACACAACCUUAGUCAAACGCUUCUGUGCAAAAUUGCUGAUUCUAUGCAACUGGAAUUUUACCCAGGAGGACAGUAUAUUGUAAGGCAAGGAGCUACAGGUGAUACAUUUUAUAUUCUUAGCUGUGGAAAUGUCAAAGUUACCCAAAAGUUACCAGGAGAAAUACAAGAAGAAGAAGUCAGAACAUUAAGCAGAGGGGAUUAUUUCGGAGAACAGGCUUUGCUUAAAGAAGAUUCUCGAACAGCUAACGUCAUCGCUUUACCUCCAGGAGUAGAAUGCCUCACGCUCGAUCGAGAAUCUUUCAUGUUGCUGAUUGGUGAUUUGAGUGAGCUGCAAGAAAAAGAUUACGGCGACAAAGCAAGAUUGUCCAGGCCACCAAGUGCCAACAGCUUUAACGAUAUUGAUAAUGUUUCAGAAAUCGAACAUGUCGAGUUUAAAGAUUUACAAAUAGUCGCAACCCUUGGUGUCGGCGGUUUUGGAAGGGUCGAACUGGUGACAACUGCGUCAAAUGUAUUUGCUCUAAAGUGCCUUAAAAAAUGCCAUAUUGUUGAAACACAACAGCAGACUCAUGUUUAUAGCGAAAGGGACAUUAUGUUUUCAGUCCGAAGUCCUUUUGUAUGCAGGUUAUACCAGACGUUCAGAGAUGACAAAUACGUCUAUUUAUUAAUGGAAGCAUGCUUGGGCGGCGAAGUCUGGAGCCUGCUUAGGGACAGGACUUGCUUCGAUGAUACAACAGCAUGCUUCAUAACCGCCUGCGUCAUUCUAGCCUUAGAAUAUCUUCAUACAAGAAACAUUGUUUAUAGAGAUCUCAAACCUGAAAAUUUACUGUUUGACGCUAUGGGCUACGUCAAACUUGUGGAUUUUGGAUUUGCGAAAAAAUUGGGCACGAAUAAUGGUAAAACUUGGACUUUCUGUGGCACUCCUGAGUACGUGGCACCGGAGGUGAUUUUAAACAAGGGUCACGACAGAUCUGUAGAUUAUUGGGCUCUCGGAAUCCUCAUGCAUGAGCUUCUCACUGGAAUUCCUCCAUUUUCCUCUACUGACCCGAUGAAAACUUACACGCUCAUUCUAAAAGGAAUAGAAAGUGUUGCCUUUCCGAGGCAUGUGAGUAAAACGGCACAAAACCUGAUAAAGAGGCUCUGCAGGGAAGUGCCUGGAGAAAGGCUAGGCUCAUAUCACGGUGGAAUAUCCGACAUAAAAAAGCAUAAGUGGUUCCAAGGAUUCGACUGGCAAGGUCUUGAAAGCAGAACACUAACCCCUCCAGUCACACCAGUAGUCAAUGGUCCUACUGAUGUUUCUAACUUUGAUCAUUUCACCAAAGAUGACGCUAUACCGCCUGAUGAACUCUCUGGUUGGGACAACGAUUUUUAAAAAUGUUACCGUUUAAUACGUAUUUUUUUAAAUAUUGCCAAUUAUGUAUUGUAAAUAAU
Molecule: messenger RNA, 2605 nt
Organism: Cimex lectularius (bed bug)
Lineage: Eukaryota; Metazoa; Arthropoda; Insecta; Hemiptera; Cimicidae
Product: cGMP-dependent protein kinase, isozyme 1-like
Exons: 15
Coding region: 87-2546 (819 amino acids)
Biological process (GO): protein phosphorylation
Molecular function (GO): cGMP-dependent protein kinase activity; ATP binding
Source: RefSeq, a predicted model, not a curated record